This is a messenger RNA of Cladophialophora immunda, 3291 nucleotides long. RefSeq names its product acetamidase regulatory protein. Gene Ontology annotation, biological process: DNA-templated transcription. The record is from RefSeq and is a predicted model, not a curated record. The transcript is spliced from 3 exons. Gene Ontology annotation, molecular function: zinc ion binding; DNA binding. The coding region runs from base 1 to 3291 and encodes 1096 amino acids. Lineage: Eukaryota; Fungi; Ascomycota; Eurotiomycetes; Chaetothyriales; Herpotrichiellaceae.
AUGGCAGCCCAGUUGGUCGGGCGGGACGAUGGCAGCAACCAGUCUACGGGCCCAACAGCCCUUAUCCGUCUAUCUUUUGUCAAUGCCACUGCCACCACGCUCGGCCAUCUCAACGUCCACGACCGAGAUCUAACCACCAACCGUCCGCUCGGGUUCGGGCAACGUGGCUUGGAUAAAGCGGUUUCCUUCCCUUUUGCGCACAGGAUUGCGGCUGACCAGGACCACGCGGCUCCAUGGCUUGCGAUAUCUGCCAUCGUCGAAAAGUCCGGUGCGACGCCCGGGAACAGCUUCGAACUGCGGCGGAACUUCAGGAAACGACCGAGGAUUCAUCACUCGUCGCCUGUCGCUGGCACCCAGGCCGCUGCCUCGCACCACCAGACUCCCCAUGGGGGUGCGACCGAGGAUCCUCGUCACCCAAUGUACCAUAGCCCUGCAAGAUCAGGGCAGCAUCCUGGAGCCGUGAGCCAGACGCCAUCAUCGUCGACCUCGCCGUCGGUCGUGCAGAGCCCGCGGUUGAAUAAAGAUGAACAUCUCACUCGCUCGGCCCUGGCUGAUUUCUAUCGGUCCCAGAUCAGGACCACCCUACCGGUCUCCCGGACCAGCCGCUGGGCUUACAUUGGCACCACGGCCUCGAAUAUGGCUCAUCUGGUCAACACGCAAACCAAACGGCCAGACUGCCUCCACUACCCCUUCCCGCCUUAUCGAUCGACGCUCCCGUGGAAGCCCUCGGCCUCGUCCUUGACGGCACGCGCCAUCCCGGUGAUCCAGCCGCAGGAGGACCCCAAGAACCACGAACCCCCCAAGUGGACGUUCACCACCCUGCCAGACCCAGACCUGGGCGUCCUGCCCGUCAGUGAGAUCCGAGAGGACCUCAUCGAAGCCUACUUCAGAGAUAUCCAUCCGGGGUUUCCCGUCGUCCAAGAAGCCGAGUUUCGCCGCCUGCUGACGACCGGCAGCUCCAAUCCCCAAGACCCCUCCGGCCAGGAGCCCCCUCCGCUGCUCUUGCUGCAGUGCGUCCUACUCGCGGGCGCCCAUGUGUCGACCCAUCCGGCCAUUGAACGGGCGCGGACUUCGAUCAAGGAGGCUCUAUAUCGCCGUGUCCGCAGUCUGUUCGACAUGCGUUACGAGAAUGACCGGCUCUGCCUGCUCCAAGCCGCCCUGAUCUUGACCUGGCAUGUUGACUCAGCGGAUGACAUCUCGGCCAAUGCUUGGUACUGGUCAGGCAUCGCCAGCCGCAUCGCCCUCGGUCUGGGCAUGCACCGGCGGUUCAACUCCACCCGCCUGAGAGCGCAGGGUCGGAGGCGCAUGCGAUCCCUGUGGUGGGUGGUCGUCCAGACCGAGGUUUUGUGUGCCUUGAACCACGGGCGGCCCAUGAGCUUCGACCUGGACGACUGCGACCAAGAAAUGUUGACGAACGACGACCUGUUGGAAGAAGUCAUUGACCCGGCCACUGGCGGGCCCACCAACGUCUGCACGCACAACGUGGGCUUCUGUCUGGCCAAUGCCUCUCUGUGCCUGGUCAUCUGGGAGAUGCUGAAGCUUCACUCGCCCGGCCGAAAGAGACUCCUGGGAGGGGAGAACUCGAAGGCCAUGCGAGAGGCCAAGAUGGACAUGAACUCCCGUCUCGCAGAUUGGUGUCUGCAGUUGCCUCCGGACAUGGCGCAUCCCAGCUGGCCGGCCCAGUCCUUCUGGGCCGCCCAGUUGCACCUCCAUUACUACACUGCGGUCAUCACCUUGAAUCGGCGGCUGAAGGUCGUGGUGCCGGACGCGGAUCCAGGCUACCAUCAUGCGCCCGAACCUGCGAGACACCACGCGCCGAUAGAUCGAUCCCGACGCAACGAGGGCGAGGCCAAGCUCGAAUCCUCAGACGCAUCCCUGUGCCACAAUUCGGCCGUCUCGAUCCUAUCCAUCUUGAACCGCAUGCUGGACUCGGGCUGGACCAGGCAAUGCUGGCAGAGCACCUUGACCCCGAUCCUCGCCGCCGCCAUCCAGUUUUGCGCCGAGAUCCGAUCCGCCAUUCCUCACGACACAUGCGGCCAAGACGAUCCCACGGACCCAUCCUCAUGUCCCCAACCCGGAGAGCGUGGCACCUCCUCGGACCUGCUGCUUGCACUCGGCUCUCUGGACGGGCUGCAGAAUCUCUGGUCCAUCUCAGCCACGAUGGCCUCGCAUUGGUCGCCAGCGGAGGGACUGAGUCGUCUGAUCGACACCAUCUUGACCGAAGUCAAGGGUAUGAUGCAGACGACUUCCUCCCGCAUACGCCGCCACUCGCAUGACCCUCACAUUUCCCAGGUCGGCACCAACCGUCGAGGGCCACACGUGGCCGUGGGUGAAUCUGCCAUCUCCACCGAAUCUACUUCCGCCCAAGAAAGUGCCACUGGGGGGAAAUGUUCGCACGCAACACCCCUUGAGUAUCCCAACGAACGCGGAUCCUCAACCUAUCCCGGCGCUCCAGCCCGGACGAGACAGCCGACAGCGGCGGUGGCGGUGGCUGUUGGAGUUGAAACUCGGACGGAAUCCCACGGUGCUCCCAAUACUGCCAGACGGAUCACCAGUCAAAACUUCGGACCCCCGUCGAGCUCGUGUGAUGGAAGUCACAGCACGGGAGUCUCCAGCGACAGUCGAAAUCACCUCGCUAGCAGUGGCCACCACAGUCAGCGGAAUUUCAGCUAUGGUCCUGAACACGGUGGUGGUGAUCCGACAAGCGUCGAUGGCCUUGCUGUCGCCGGCAUCUGGGAAAGAGACGCCGGGCCCAAACCCCCCUGGAGCGGCGUGCAAAGACUGGAGGCCAGCGCGAUGCGCGAUUCAAGGUCUGCUACCUAUGACCCGACCUACCGAGGAUCAACCUCGCGAUGUCCCACGCCCCCAAGCGCCAGCCAGGAUGGACCGUCUAACGACAACAAUAACGACAACAGCAACAACAGCACCCACCAGAGUAUCUGGAACUGUUCGACCGUGCGUGCUGCCACUGCCGCCGUGGCUGCUCCUCCGCGCUUUGGAGGAGCGGCCAGCUUCUCUUCGGACGAACCGUUGCAUCAUUCCCGUCUGGAGACGGCGGAGGCGAGAGGUGCGGACAUGCACCAGUUCCGACAGAUGAACGGUAUAGCGGCUACGAGUUCGACGCGGGCUCACUCGCCGGGCCUGUUCUGGGACAUGCACGUUGAGGAUCUGCUCCAGUGCAUGACUGAUCCGGUGGCGGUCAAAGACACGCUGGGCAACAUAUAUAAUACCGACGACCAUGUGGCGAUGACGGGCGAUGAUCCAGGCGCCUUUGUCAUGUUUGAUGGUUAA